GGGACCGCAGAAACAUCCGCCCAAACAUCAUUCUUGUUCUUACCGAUGAUCAGGAUGUAGAACUUGGUUUUGACUCCUGGUUGCAUCAAUGUGCCCUGUAUCAAAUCAACUCACUGUUGCAAUUUCAUAAUGAAAUCUCUACCUAAAGAGCUUAGAAGAAAUCUAAACCCAUUAUUGAUGGAAACAACAUACAGUUUGUGCCAGAUGGUUGCAGGAUGCAUUGAUUAAAACUGAACCAUUAAUCCAACCCAACCUUGGGUUCUAUGCAAGUGAUGAAUAAAACGAGGCGGAUCAUGGAACAGGGAGGUGCCCACUUCAUCAAUGCUUUUGUGACAACACCAAUGUGCUGCCCAUCCCGCUCUUCUAUUCUCACCGGAAAAUAUGUCCACAAUCACAACACCUAUACUAACAAUGAGAACUGCUCCUCUCCAUCCUGGCAAGCUCAGCAUGAAAUACGCACAUUUGCAGUGUACCUCAAUAACACGGGAUACAGGACAGCUUUCUUUGGAAAGUACCUUAAUGAAUAUAAUGGCUCCUAUGUGCCUCCUGGCUGGAAAGAAUGGGUUGGAUUACUUAAAAAUUCUCGUUUUUACAACUACACGCUCUGCAGAAAUGGAGUAAAGGAGAAACAUGGAUUUGACUACUCCAGGGAUUAUCUGACUGAUCUAAUCACCAACGACAGUGUUAGCUUCUUCAGAAUCUCGAAGAAGAUGUAUCCGCAUAGACCAGUAUUGAUGGUUAUCAGCCAUGCUGCUCCACAUGGUCCUGAGGAUUCAGCCCCUCAGUAUUCACAUCUGUUUCCCAAUGCUUCACAACAUAUUACUCCUAGUUAUAAUUACGCUCCCAACCCAGACAAGCACUGGAUAAUGAGAUAUACUGGUCCCAUGAAACCUAUUCACAUGGAGUUUACCAACAUGUUACAGAGAAAACGCCUGCAAACACUCAUGUCUGUGGAUGAUUCAAUGGAAAUGAUUUAUAAUACACUGGCUGAAACAGGUGAACUGGACAAUACUUAUAUAAUAUAUACAGCAGACCAUGGCUAUCAUAUUGGACAGUUUGGACUGGUGAAAGGGAAGUCCAUGCCUUAUGAGUUUGAUAUCAGAGUUCCUUUUUACGUGCGAGGUCCAAAUGUGGAGGCCGGUUCUUUGAAUCCUCACAUUGUAUUGAACAUUGAUCUUGCUCCUACAAUUCUAGAUAUUGCAGGCUUGGACAUCCCACCUGACAUGGAUGGUAAAUCCAUUUUAAAACUGCUGGAUUCCGAGAGACCAGUCAAUAGGUUCCAUUUAAAGAAAAAGAUGAAGGUGUGGAGAGACUCAUUCCUAGUGGAGAGAGGUAAACUGUUGCACAAAAGGGAAAAUGAGAAAGUGGAUGCUCAGGAAGAAAACUUCCUGCCUAAAUACCAGCGGGUUAAAGACCUCUGCCAGCGAGCUGAAUAUCAAACUGCCUGUGAACAGCUUGGGCAGAAAUGGCAGUGUGUGGAAGAUGCCAGCGGGAAACUCAAGCUGCACAAGUGCAAAGGGAUGGCCAACCUGGCAGCCAUGGGCAGCAGCAAGGGGAUCUCCAACCUUAUGCCCAAGUAUUACAGCAGGAACAGCGAAGACUGCAACUGUGAAGAGAACGAGUAUAAGCUGAGCCCAAUUGGACGCAGAAAGAAACUCUUCUCCAAGAAGAAGUAUAAACCAAGCUACAUCCGGAAUCGUUCUGUCCGCUCUGUGUCCAUUGAGCUGAAUGGAGAGGCUUAUAAUUUGGGUUUGGAGGAUGGGUACCAGCCUGUCUUCCCAAGGAAUAUCACAAAAAGGCACAAACUCCAGAGGGAUGUGGCACGAGAAGAGGACGACAAGGACAUUGGGGAAUACAGUGGCACAGGAGGCCUUGCAGAGUACACAGCCCCUAAUCUGAUCAAAGUGACACACAGAUGCUACAUCCUGGAGAAUGAUACUGUUCAGUGUGACACAGAUCUGUACAAGUCACUGCAGGCUUGGAAGGACCAUAAACUUCAUAUUGACCAUGAGAUUGAAACACUGCAAAAUAAAAUAAAAAACCUAAGGGAGGUGAGAGGUCAUCUGAAGAAGAAGCGACCAGAGGAAUGUGAUUGUAACAAGAUAAGUUACCAUUCCAAACACAAAGGCAAACUGAGGCACAAAGGGUCUAGUCUCCAUCCUUUCAAGAAAGCCCUGCAGGAGAAGGACAGGCUGUGGCUGCUGAGAGAGCAGAGGCGGAAGAAGAAGCUGCGCAAACUGCUGAAAAGGAUCAAGAACAACGACACGUGCAGCAUGCCCGGCCUGACCUGCUUCACCCAUGACAAUCAGCAUUGGCAGACGGCCCCCUUGUGGACGUUGGGUCCUUUCUGUGCCUGUACCAGUGCCAACAACAACACAUACUGGUGUAUGAGGACAAUCAAUGAGACGCACAACUUCCUGUUUUGUGAAUUUGCUACUGGUUUCCUGGAGUAUUUUGAUCUCAACACUGACCCAUAUCAGCUGAUUAAUGCAGUGAACACACUAGAUAGAGAUGUUCUUAACCAACUGCAUAUCCAACUCAUGGAGCUAAGAAGCUGCAGAGGGUAUAAACAGUGCAACCCGAGAACUAGGAAUAUGGACCUGGGGCUUAAAGAUGGAAGCUACGAGCAAUACAGGCAGUUUCAGCGUCGAAAGUGGCCAGAAAUGAAAAGACCGUCAUCUUCCAAGUCACUAGGACAACUGUGGGAAGGAUGGGAGGGCUAACCUCCUGCAACUGUUGGACCUCAGUGAGGAUAUAAAACUGGCCAGAACUUGAAUCCUUGUACAGACUAAAUGAAAGUGUGUAUAAUUUCAGAAGGAAUUUUAACAUUAGCCUGGAAGACUGGAUGAACUUUAGGGCUGAGGUAGCUAGAACGUUUGCACUGUUGAGUGAUUUAAAAAGAUGCAGUGAUUUUUGGGGAACUACUUUCAGGAAUACAGACAACUUUUUGAAAGCCACUGUUGCACCUGCUUUUACUUUGGAUUAUAACCUCACCUGCUUCACAAAACAUUUUACUUCAAAAAAAACACCACUAAGGCUGUUCAAGGAAUUGAUGGAAGAAAUAAUGAGGCUGUGCUCCCAAGAGGACUGACAUCCCAAAGAGCAACUCACACACAGAGUAAUUUCAGUGGAAGCAAAUUGAAAACCUCUCUCUCUCCAGCUACAUCUUCAAAAAUCAUUAGAAAAAAACUAAGCCAAGUAUAACCAAAAAGCAAGAUUUAAAAAACACAGACACUUCUGCUUUCAAGGCAAAGCAAGUACAAAAGAUGUCAGUGGACAAGAACGAUUUAGCAAUUCAGGAAUUCAUAUGAACAGCAUUAAAAGGUUCUCAACACCAUGAUACUCCUCAAGGUCUCUUUCAAGAAUAUCAUUUUAGCUCACUGUCCAUGCAUCCGUCCUAUUGCAACCUCAAGCAAAAAUAAGAGAAAAUCUCAACUAAGAAGCCAGAUUUCCUGAGGGGUUCUGUAAAUACUUAUUAAUGUCCUGUUCAAAAGAAAUUCCUUCAAGUUGCGAAGAAUUUUGUUAAUAAAGAAGUGUGGAAUGCCCAAAUAUAAUUUCUCAAAAUGUUACCUUGUUUACUUGUUAAUAUUGCAUAAGACAUUUCAGAAUUUAUCCAUUUCUAAAACACUGCCAAAAUGCAGUUAAUGUAUGUCUUGAAUUUUAAUGAAAUCAGAUUUGUAUGAAGUCUUUUUAUGUGGAAGAUUAUAUUGUAUGUUCAAAACCAAAACAGUUUCUUUGAGAAAGCACAUGUUUCCUUAGUAGUAUAACUUUUACAUUUGUAAAAAAGAACAAAAAACAGUUAUUCUCUCUUGUGGCCAAUUAAAAAAACCCAACAAAACUAGUUAUAGCUCAGUGUACAAAAAAUAAGAACUUCUGAAUGACUUAAAUGUUUAUAAUCUACUUUAAAUAUUAGGCAAGGGUUGCCACUGUCAUUUGAUUAAAUGUAUAAAGAGCA
Molecule: messenger RNA, 3955 nt
Organism: Gavialis gangeticus (Gharial)
Lineage: Eukaryota; Metazoa; Chordata; Crocodylia; Gavialidae
Gene: SULF2
Product: sulfatase 2
Exons: 21
Coding region: 264-2723 (819 amino acids)
Cellular component (GO): Golgi apparatus; cell surface; endoplasmic reticulum
Molecular function (GO): N-acetylglucosamine-6-sulfatase activity; calcium ion binding; glycosaminoglycan binding
Source: RefSeq, a predicted model, not a curated record